AUGUAUUCAUUACACACAAUUUGUACAGAGCACCUCGAGGCGUUUGUGCGACCCGUCCCCAUCAUCCCAAUCAUCCCCAUCCCCUCCUUCCCUCCCUGCCCCGGACCGCCCUCGGGCACCUCCCCGGCCGCUGCCCCUUUACCUCGGGAGGGCAGAGCCGGGCCGGGACCCCCGAACGGGGGAGGCACAGCCGGGCUGAGCCGGCGGGUCCCGGCCCCGCUCGGGGCAGGCGCGGCCGGGCUGAGCCGGCGGCCGAACGUUCAAACCGGCCCCGCUCCCGGCGGCCCCGCGGGCCCCGCGCGUUUCCGUUUCCGCGGGUUACCGGCGACACGGCCCGGACAGCCCGGCCCGGAGCCACACCCGAGCACGGCCCGGAGGGAAUUUGAGUAUGUCCCUGUCAUGCUCGUCACAAAGUACUUUGAAAAACUGAAUUUGCCGGAAUAUGGUGAAAAAGAACAUGAGGCUGAGCAGAACCAAUGGAAUUGGAAUCGCUGCUCCAAGAGAAAUUUCCUGAAGGAAUAGCUCCAGUUUCUGGGUCUGCUUACCAAUGCAGAGCAGGGUGGCCAGAGAGGUUGAAGCCUACCUGCAGUGAUUUGAUAACUACAUAACUUCUGUCCAAAAACAUGAAAGAAAAAUAAAAGAUUGAAGAAAUUACUGAGGUCUUGUCUCCAGCCAAAGCUUCAGCCUGGACAUGAGGAGCACUGGUGUGCGCUGACCUUCCAGAGGAAAUCACUGUUACAGAACACAGAGAUAUCCCAGCCAGGAUACAGAAUACUCCCAAUUUGAAUUGUAAAAAUAUGACCAUUUAAGUAAAACACAUUCAGCAUUAUUUUUUUUUUUCACCUCAUUUUACCAUGUCCUCUUAUCUCUGUAACUGUCUCAGCAGGUUGCCACAAGUAACAUGAACACAGCUUAAGGCAUUCUUUCAAACACCUCA
This is a messenger RNA of Corapipo altera (White-ruffed manakin), 937 nucleotides long. Its product is annotated as collagen alpha-1(I) chain-like. NCBI's taxonomy places the organism in Eukaryota, Metazoa, Chordata, Aves, Passeriformes, Pipridae. The transcript is spliced from 3 exons. The record is from RefSeq and is a predicted model, not a curated record. Bases 1 to 522 code for a protein of 173 amino acids.